UCUGACCAAACUGGGUCAGUGCAGGCCCGUGACAUGGCGCACAGGUAGCGGAGCGCGGUACCACCUAAGGUCUAACACAAGGUGUGACUCUCACCUGUCUCAGUGUAACACCUGUGCAAGGACCACCUUUCGUGCACCUGUCCAUCGCACCGGAGUUUGGCAGAGAUGUGUUACCCGCUGGCUUUCUAGUUUCGGAACUUCUCCUUUUUAGCCUGGCUGAGUAUCGUGGGAGGCUGUGCGAGUUUUUUUUUCCUGCAGACCUGUCUUGAUGUUCACCUGUGCAGGUAUCUCCUCUCCUAGCGCACACCUGCAGAUGUCACCUGUGUAAAGCUCAACUUGUCGACUCUACUCACCGUCCCGGGGUUGUGUAAAGACAGGUUCCGUGUAGUUUCCCUGCGGAACUCCUGCUACUCGGUGAGCCACCCGGAGUAUUGAGUGCGCCCGUGUGAGGAAAAUCCACCCCUGGCGUUCUCUCUAGCAUCUGUCACCCUACAACAAACCCGCCCGGGCGGCCCUCUGCUCUUUCUUGCACAGAUUUCUGACGCGGAGUGAUCUGACGAUGAGGACUGUCAUCGCAAUAGUGUUCUUCGCCGUGUUCCUCCUCAACGGUGUUCUGGGCGACUUCGAGGCGAAGCAGCUGAAGCGCCACCUGCUGCAGGACUACGAGAAGGGACUCCGCCCCGUGCGUGACGUCACUACCCAGACUACCGUGCGCAUCGGCAUCGACUUCCGGCAGAUCAUCGACAUCGACGAGAAGAACCAGGUCAUGUCGUCUGCAGUCUGGCUCAGACAGUACUGGACGGACGAAGAUCUGCAGUGGAACGACACGGAUUUCUGGAACAUCUCAACCAUCAACAUCCCUUCUAAGGAGGUGUGGCUGCCGGAUACCGUGCUGUAUAACUCAGUGGGCAGCGACCAUAACCAGCUAAUGACGAACGUGGCGAUCAACUCUAACGGGUUCAUGACCUGGAUGGCGCCGCGCAUCUUCGCCUCUUCCUGCAAAAUAGACAUCUACUACUUCCCCUUCGACGAACAGGAGUGCACCUUAGAGUUCGGCUCCUGGACGUACGGCGGAUAUGACGUCAACACCACCACGGAAGACGCGCCCCCGUCGCUGACGUACUUCGUGUAUAAUGACGAGUGGGAGCUGAUCAACAUAACAGGCGUGCAGGAGGACAUUUACUAUCCGUGCUGUCCUGAGCCUUACCCACUGGUUACAUUCACUAUUACCGUACAGAGGAGGUAAGAACCAACCUGAACCCUACCCACUGGUUACAUUCACUAUUACCGUACAGAGGAGGUAAGUACCAACCCGAACCCUAUCCACUGGUUACAUUCACUAUUACCGUACAGAGGAGGUAAGUACCAACCCGAACCCUAUCCACUGGUCACAUUCACUAUUACCGUACAGAGGAGGUAAGUACCAACCCGAACCCUACCCACUGGUCACAUUCACUAUUACCGUACAGAGGAGGUAAGUACCAACCCGAACCCUACCCACUGGUCACAUUCACUAUUACCGUACAGAGGAGGUAAGUACCAACCCGAACCCUAUCCACUGGUUACAUUCACUAUUACCGUACAGAGGAGGUAAGAACCAACCUGAACCCUACCCACUGGUUACAUUCACUAUUACCGUACAGAGGAGGUAAGUACC
Messenger RNA from Branchiostoma floridae (Florida lancelet), 1657 nucleotides. Its product is annotated as neuronal acetylcholine receptor subunit alpha-7-like. NCBI's taxonomy places the organism in Eukaryota, Metazoa, Chordata, Leptocardii, Amphioxiformes, Branchiostomatidae. Bases 560 to 1246 code for a protein of 228 amino acids. The record is from RefSeq and is a predicted model, not a curated record. Gene Ontology annotation, biological process: nervous system process; signal transduction; regulation of membrane potential. Gene Ontology annotation, molecular function: transmembrane signaling receptor activity; acetylcholine-gated monoatomic cation-selective channel activity. Gene Ontology annotation, cellular component: synapse; postsynaptic membrane; neuron projection. The transcript has 7 exons.